UCUUGUUUAAGGACUAGGCAAGUGACAGUGUGGGCAGUUAGAUUUUUCUUCAAGAGUUGAAUUUAGGUAGGUGGUGUGUUGAUCAAGAGUUCUGCUUUGUUUUGUUUUGUUUUGAUGGGGUGUCUUGAGUUUUCAAAAGAUGAAAUGCAGUAGUAUUACUUAUUCAACUCCAAAUUUAUUUUGACACUUGAAAUGAAUAUGUUUUUGCAAGUUGAAAAUUUAUUGAUAAGAUUUUUGAGAAAUUGAGAGUACAUUCAUUUUUCUGCUGGACUUAAAAUUAGGUGGGAGUUGUGGUUGCCAUUAAAAAACAAAGAAGGUGGGAGUUGUGGUUCUUGUGGGUGUCGAGAAUUCAAAGUUGAAGAGUCUUAAGUGUCUCCUAAUUAAAUCUGUCAACAUCCUGGGAAUUGGGAAGCUAGAGAUCUUGCGUUUCCAUCGGGACUGGUAAGACUGAAGUCUUGUUCUGAUUAUUUGGUGUUGAGUUUUCAAACAAGCCCUGGGGUUGGAAGCAGGGGAAACUUCUUGGAGCUUACAAGUAAAAAGACACAUGUACUGCUUUUUCUGUUGUCAAAUUUGCAGGAACUUUUGUUCAACUGGUAUUGCCUUGUUGACAUAGAUAACUGAAACCUGAUAGAAAAUUCUAGAGUAAAAACACUUUCAUAGUUCCAGGUGGUAAAAAUCAGGCGGAUACAGGGCUCGGUUGGUGAGACCAUUGGCUUAAUUCUCUGUGACUUACCCUUCCAAAACGAUGGCUGAAGAAGAUGAUCCAUAUCUAUCUAGGGUCAAGAUGAGACUUCCUAUUUUCAUUUUCUUCAAGGAUGUCAGAAAUGUUUUUAAACUGGAUGACCUUGGAUCAGAGAUAGCACAAAUUGCAUUGCCUGCAGCACUGGCUUUAACAGCUGACCCUAUUGCUUCUCUUGUUGACACAGCAUUCAUUGGCCAAAUAGGUCCAGUGGAACUUGCUGCUGUAGGAGUUUCUAUUGCCUUGUUCAAUCAAGUAUCUAGAAUUGCAAUAUUCCCACUUGUCAGUGUCACAACCUCUUUCGUAGCUGAGGAAGAUACUAUUGGAAGAGUGAGCUCUGACGCACAAGAAAGUGAAUACUUAGAAGCAGGUUCAUGUGCAAACAAUGAAAGUAAAGAGUUAAUACCACAAACAGAAUCUAGCGAUGGUGCACACCAGCCAAAAACACUAGGAGACAGGUUUGAUAUUGCUAAAUUUGAGCCUGAAAGAAGGCAUAUCCCAUCAGCUUCAUCAGCAUUGGUUAUUGGUGGUAUCCUUGGUCUCCUACAGGCCAUAUUCCUUAUAUCUGGAGCAAAGCCUCUAUUGAACUUCAUGGGAGUCAGUUCAGAUUCACCCAUGCUAAACCCUGCACAACAGUACUUGACAUUAAGGUCACUAGGUGCUCCUGCAGUUCUUCUCUCGUUAGCCAUGCAAGGGGUCUUUCGAGGAUUUAAAGAUACAAAAACUCCUUUAUAUGCCACUGUGGCAGGAGAUGUAACAAACAUUAUUUUGGACCCAAUAUUUAUGUUUGUUUUCCAUCUGGGUGUCAGCGGUGCAGCCAUUGCUCAUGUGAUAUCUCAGUACCUCAUUUCAGUUAUACUCUUGUGGAAGUUAAUGAGUCAAGUUGACCUCUUACCUCCUAGUUUAAAACAUCUACAGUUCAGUAGAUUUCUUAAGAAUGGUUUUCUAUUGUUAAUAAGGGUUAUGGCUGUUACAUUCUGUAUCACCCUGUCUGCAUCAAUGGCUGCCAGACUGGGAUCAACAUCCAUGGCUGCGUUUCAAGUAUGCUUGCAGGUUUGGUUGGCAACCUCUCUUCUUGCUGAUGGAUUGGCUGUUGCUGGACAGGCCAUUCUUGCAAGUGCAUUUGCAAAAGGGGACCAUGAAAAGGCAACAGCCACUGCUUCUCGAGUAUUGCAGUUAGGAUUGGUUCUGGGUUUGAUACUUACUGUCAUACUUGGAGGGGGAUUGAGUUUUGGAGCAAAAUUAUUUACGAAAGAUGUCAAUGUCCUACACCUCAUUGGUACAGGCAUUCCGUUUGUUGCAGCUACUCAGCCCAUCAAUUCUUUAGCAUUUGUAUUUGAUGGUGUCAACUUUGGAGCAUCUGACUUUGCAUAUUCUGCCUUCUCCUUGGUUCUUGUGGCUAUUGUCAGCAUCAUAUGUUUGUCUAUUCUCUCCUCCAGUCAUGGAUUUAUUGGUCUCUGGAUAGCUCUGACCAUAUAUAUGAGUCUUCGAGCAUUAGCCGGAUUUUGGAGGAUAGGGACGGGAACAGGGCCUUGGAAGUUUCUCAGGGGCUGAAUGUAGCUCGCUUAUUUUUUUGGUUUUGACAAGUAUCAGCUUUGCAAAUCUUCCUCUGAAGCUGCAUUCUUGUUUCCAUAAUUUUCUUCUCAUGGAAACAAUUUUAGCACCCAAAGCAUUUUUACUGCUUUCUAUCAUGCUAUUAGCUUUGGUUCCUUCAAACUUGCUUCCUAUAUUUAUUUGCACAGAAAUUUGAAGGAGCUCAUUAAACUUGCUUUAUAAAUGUAAAGAAGAAAGUUAAAGGAUAAACUUCCUUGGUCUGAUGCUGAGAAGCAUUGGAGUAUGUACAGCAAAUAAAGCUGAAGAUGCAUGGCUUGGACCUUUUAUCUUUAGGUGUCACAUAUUGGCACGUACGUAAUAAAAUCAAAGUUUUCUCAAA
This is a messenger RNA of Theobroma umbraticum, 2672 nucleotides long. RefSeq names its product MATE efflux family protein. NCBI's taxonomy places the organism in Eukaryota, Viridiplantae, Streptophyta, Magnoliopsida, Malvales, Malvaceae. Gene Ontology annotation, cellular component: membrane. Gene Ontology annotation, biological process: transmembrane transport. Gene Ontology annotation, molecular function: xenobiotic transmembrane transporter activity; antiporter activity. The record is from RefSeq and is a predicted model, not a curated record.